UUUUUUUUUUUUUUUUUUUUUUUUUUUUUCAGUCGUGGGAAUAUACAUCAAGGAAAACAAUGAAGCAAAGCCAAGCAAGCAACUUUGUAUCAAGGCUGUCUAUCUAGGUCUUCAAAGAAGGCAAAGAAGAGAGACAAUUGUCGUCUCUCCUUUCUAAUGUAUCUUCUCAGCUCUGUACUCACACAUUGGAAUUAAAGAAGAAAGAUACAAUACAGUAAAAUACAAUACAACCGAAAGUUAAGAUGUUAUAAGCUGGCCAUAUAUAAAGUAUGCUCUGAAUGUAAUUCAAUCCCAAUUUAGUUCUUCUUUUCCAUACAAAAAUGACAGGAUUAAGUCAAUCAGAUCACGCACCUCCAUCGUCCGAUCAGUCAAAUCAAGUCGAUCAACCAGAUGGAUUAGAAGAACCAAGCAAAGUCGCUGAGGAUUCAGACUUGAAUAAUAAUUCGCGGGUUGUGAGUGCUAAGUAUUCGCAUUUAUGCUCUCUCUUUUUUUUUUGCUCACCUUUAUCCAGAAAGAUUGCAAUUGAGAAGCUGUAAGUGAUGGGUAUCCCAUUUAGCUGUUACUUUGGAACUUCAAAGGUUCUUGUUUUCCAAAUCACUAACUUUUCAUAGUCAGCACCAUCUUGAUGAAUCGUCAGUUACUCCUUUCCAAGGCUCUGACAGAAUUUCCCGUUUUGAGAUACA
Molecule: messenger RNA, 683 nt
Organism: Botrytis cinerea B05.10
Lineage: Eukaryota; Fungi; Ascomycota; Leotiomycetes; Helotiales; Sclerotiniaceae
Exons: 3
Coding region: 321-536 (71 amino acids)
Source: RefSeq, a predicted model, not a curated record